AUGCAGAGAAGCGCCUCAUGGGCGGUGGCCGCCUGCAUGCUGCUGGCGGGCUUCGGGGCGGGACAUGCGGGUAGGAGAGGAUGGGGGAGAGCUGUGAGAGAGGGAAUGACAUGGUUGGCUCGCAGCCCAGUGUGGGACUGUGUCAAUGACCGGCUCCACUUUGCGGAUGUGCUGGGAGAGAAGGUCCUGUCUUACAGCCCUGCGACUAGCAAGUGUCAGCAAAUCAAGCAGGGAGAAGACGUUUUCAUCCAGUCACCAGACGGGUUGAACUUUGUGGAAGCAAGAAACGAUCCAGAGGGAAGGUUGUGGCUGGCCAAUGCAUACGAGCCCGACAAGGAGCCCAUGUUUCCUUGCAACCCGAUCGCAAAGUUGUUCUGCAUUCGACCUCCAGCCGGAUGGGCAGCCGAGGAUAACCUGGACGGUCUGGUCCACCAGUACGGGCCCAACAUGGUCAUGAAAGAGAAGUUGGUGGGCUUCCAAGGAUGCCGUGGGAUCGAUUUCUGGGAGAGCCCGGCGGAGACAGAUAGCGCGACUCGCCAUCUGUUGGUUCUCAACGGCACUGCUCGGGUGCUCCAGUCCUACCUGGUUCUGAAGGAGAAUGGUACUGUCAUUGAAGACUCCCAGAAAAUCAUGCUCCAGUUUGGAAGCGAGGGGGAUCAACUGAUGCAGCCUGCUUGUUUCUGCAUCGACAGCGAAGGCAAGGUUUGGGUUGCGUUCGAAGGGAGCGAAAAGCUCGUUCGGUAUGACGUGGAAACCGGAGCAGCUUUGCAGCACGUAGAACUGCCGACCAAGAGGGUGACGGGGAUGGCGUUCGGCGGCGAGACAUUGGAGGAUCUUUAUGUCACCGUCAGCCACAAGUCAGUCAUGUGCCUUGCAGCAUGGGCAAGCAGCAGGCCAUAG
Molecule: messenger RNA, 900 nt
Organism: Guillardia theta CCMP2712
Lineage: Eukaryota; Cryptophyceae; Pyrenomonadales; Geminigeraceae
Exons: 13
Coding region: 1-900 (299 amino acids)
Biological process (GO): L-ascorbic acid biosynthetic process
Molecular function (GO): calcium ion binding; gluconolactonase activity
Source: RefSeq, a predicted model, not a curated record